AGCCACGCCCCCUUUCCCUCACGCCGCUGCGGGUCGCGGAGACUCGCGCGCUCUCCAGCUCCACCGCCGCCACCGCCGCCGCCAGUCGGGCUCCGCCGCCUCCCCCUUCUCAGCCCCGCCGGCGUCACCAUUUCCAGCCGCUGCUCGCCGUGAUGGCAGCUUCUCCGCACAAGAAGAUGGCGAGUCAACAGAUUGCUGUGCCAUUUCUCCACACAUGUCACGCGAGGUCUGACAGACAGUUUUCUCGGUCGUCCUAUCAAGACCGGAACAGAUUCCAGCAUCAGUCAUGGCGGCCCUUUCGAGCUGGCGGCGGUCACCCUUUCCGCAGGGGGAAGUGACUCGAACCCGAGUCGUCCCAUAGGCGGCCGCCUGUCCCUCUAUGCGGAUCAAUGGGACGAGAUCACGUCAGACGCAUGGGUCAGGUCCACAGUUCGUCAGGGUCUCAGGGGAUCCGGGCUUCCCUCAGGUGGUGGAUCUCUCCAGCCAUCCAACGGGGCUGCUCCUUCUGGGAACCGGACAGAGUGUGACCACGGACACGAGUAUUUUCGGUUGGGGGGCCCUGGUGGGCUCUCACUUGGCCUAGGGGACCAUAAAGGGACAGAAGGUGUGCAGGACCUAAAGGACCUCCCGAUACGACUCUUCUCUGGUGCUUUCCUUCUUACUGAAAACUCAGCGUCUGCCCAUAUACCUUAGUCACCCAUUCAAUUUUCUGAGUAUCUUGGAAAACCAUGGGGAUUGGCAAAAACACUACUUCGAAAUCCGUAGAAACUGGAAACCCAGCAGAGGCCAAGUAUGAAGAUGAAGCCAAGCACACAGCUUUCUUUACGUUGCCAGUUGCAAUAAGUGGAGGAGCAACCUCAAGUGGCGAUCAAGAUACAGAAGACACAGAACUUAUGGCAAUCUAUACCACAGAAAAUGGAAUUGCAGAAAAGAGUUCUUUGGCAGAAACCCUCGACAGCAGUGGAAGCUCAGACGUACAAAGAACGGACAUGAUCUACACCAUUGAGGAUGUCCCACCCUGGUAUCUCUGCAUAUUCUUGGGGUUACAGCAUUACCUGACCUGUUUCAGCGGCACCAUAGCAGUGCCCUUCUUGCUAGCAGAUGCCAUGUGUGUUGGAAUUGAUCAGUGGGCCACCAGCCAGUUGAUUGGAACCAUAUUUUUCUGUGUUGGAAUCACAACUUUGUUGCAAACAACAUUUGGGUGCAGGUUACCCUUGUUUCAGGCCAGUGCUUUUGCAUUCUUGGCUCCCGCUCGAGCCAUCCUCUCUCUGGACAAAUGGAAAUGUAACAACACAGCUGUGAUGGCUACAAACGGAACCUCGGAGCUGCUGAGCACAGAACAUAUCUGGUACCCCAGAAUACGAGAGAUCCAAGGUGCUAUUAUCAUGUCUUCUUUGAUAGAAGUGGUCAUUGGGUUCCUGGGGCUGCCCGGAGCACUCCUGCGAUACAUUGGACCUCUGACUAUCACACCCACGGUAGCUCUCAUUGGGCUCUCCGGGUUCCAGGCUGCAGGCGAGAGAGCAGGCAAACACUGGGGCAUAGCCAUGCUGACUAUUUUCUUAGUGCUGUUGUUUUCUCAGUAUGCCCGAAAUGUCAAAUUACCGUUACCCAUUUACAAGUCCAAAAAAGGAUGGACUGCCUAUCGCUUGCAGCUUUUUAAAAUGUUUCCGAUCAUUCUAGCCAUCCUGGUUUCUUGGCUGCUCUGUUUCAUCUUUACUGUGACAGAUGUCUUUCCGCCCGAUAAGACUAAGUACGGAUUCUACGCUCGCACGGAUGCCAGGCAAGGAGUUCUCCUGGUAGCUCCCUGGUUCAAGAUCCCAUAUCCCUUUCAGUGGGGAUUACCAACCAUUUCAGCUGCCGGUGUGAUUGGGAUGCUCAGCGCUGUGGUUGCAAGCAUUAUAGAAUCCAUUGGUGAUUAUUACGCCUGUGCAAGAUUAUCUUGUGCUCCUCCACCACCCAUCCAUGCAAUAAACAGGGGCAUUUUCAUAGAAGGCCUUUCCUGUGUCUUAGAUGGAGUAUUUGGCACCGGAAAUGGGUCGACUUCUUCUAGUCCUAACAUUGGAGUUUUGGGAAUCACAAAGGUUGGAAGCCGACGAGUUAUCCAGUAUGGAGCUGCUUUCAUGCUGCUUCUUGGAACAGUUGGGAAAUUUAGUGCCCUGUUUGCAUCUCUUCCAGAUCCAGUGCUUGGAGCUCUGUUUUGUACUCUCUUUGGAAUGAUCACUGCAGUUGGACUUUCAAACCUGCAAUUCAUUGAUCUGAAUUCUUCUCGGAACCUUUUUGUUCUUGGAUUUUCUAUCUUCUUUGGGCUGGUGCUCCCAAGUUACCUUCGGCAAAACCCACUUUUUACAGGAAUCGUCAGCAUCGAUCAAGUCCUAAACGUCUUGCUGACGACCGCCAUGUUUGUCGGUGGCUGUGUGGCCUUUAUUCUAGAUAACACCAUUCCAGGAAGCCCAGAGGAAAGAGGGAUCCGGAAGUGGAAGAAGGGCUCAGGCAAGGGCAGGAAAUCGCUGGAAGGCCUGGAAAGCUACGACUUGCCCUUCGGCAUGGAGUUCAUCAAGAAGUAUCGGUGCUUCAGCUUCCUGCCCAUCAGCCCCACCUUCCUGGGCUAUAGCUGGAAAGGCUUCCGGAAAGGCAGCAACUGCGGGGCCUCGGAGGACGAUUCGGAGGCCACCGUAUAGCCCCGGCUGGACCUCGGUCUCUCGGCCAUCGUAACAGAACCUUGUGCAGUUUCUUCUCGCUAUUUUACUGUGUCGUAUUGUAUUGUAUUUUUAUUUUUAUUAUUUUGUAUAUUUGCAUUUUUAAAUCCUGGAAACUUAGAGCUGAGGCAGGUGAUUAAAAGAAAGAAAAAAUA
Messenger RNA from Thamnophis elegans (Western terrestrial garter snake), 2851 nucleotides. It is a transcript of the gene SLC23A2, whose product is annotated as solute carrier family 23 member 2. The coding region runs from base 729 to 2678 and encodes 649 amino acids. The transcript has 19 exons. Gene Ontology annotation, cellular component: membrane. Lineage: Eukaryota; Metazoa; Chordata; Lepidosauria; Squamata; Natricidae. Gene Ontology annotation, biological process: L-ascorbic acid metabolic process; transmembrane transport. The record is from RefSeq and is a predicted model, not a curated record. Gene Ontology annotation, molecular function: transmembrane transporter activity.